AUGUUUCAAAAGUUCGAAAAUUAUUUUUUCCAAGGUAUUGAAACUUCACUUAAAAGACCUUCUCAAGCGAAAACAAAUUCGGACUUUAGAGAAUGGAUGAGACCAAGACAGCAUGUAGCGACAACAUUCGCAUUAUUAUCAAUAUUUCAUAUAGAAAUUUUGGGGAUAAUUACAUCGAAUUUCUUACACUCAGAUGCACUUAAUGCUCCGAUUAACAAGAAUGCAAAGAAAUGCUUAUCUAUAAUUGGAUUAAUUAUGGUUUUACUUGAAGACGUGUCUCAAUUUGUUAUUCUCGUAAGCUAA
Messenger RNA from Funneliformis mosseae, 303 nucleotides. Lineage: Eukaryota; Fungi; Glomeromycota; Glomeromycetes; Glomerales; Glomeraceae. The record is from the annotation of a GenBank genome assembly.